UUUGCGAUUAAUAUGAGACAUCGUAUAUGCAGUGGAAGCCGAAUAAUGUGCCUUUUGAGAGAUUCCACUGCCAAAAUGGCUGAUUGUGGCUUACAAUGGCUUUGGAACCUGCGCGGGAUGUGCCUUAUCCGUGAAUCCCAAGACUCAUCACACCUCGGAAGUACAUCCGACCUAGAGCUGAAAAGCGUCGGGGGCGGAUAAUUUAAUAUAUUGCUUCCUAUAUGCUGGUCGUCAGCCACCUGGUGACAUUUCGAACCUUGUUGCAAUUUUGUAGAAGUAUCGAGAUACCACCUUCAAUUCCAGAGGUUCGGAUUCUCUCAGUAUAGGACCUCACACAUUCAACCCGAACAAUAUCUGGCUACUCGAAGUCUCCCGCAUCGUUAACAUGUAUCCCACGCCGCUACUUAUUUAUCCACGAGCGGAUGUUAGCUUAGGAGGACCGACCAUUCCUGCCCCAGUCGGUUCCGUCUCGAAGCUGGACGAUCCGCCAAAUGGCAAUCACAUUGCCAUUCCAGUCAUCACAGUUUGUGUCAUCGUUUCUGCGAUCUUUUAUCCUAUUCGCUUCUACGCAAAGUACCUCACGAAGAAGAUCAUUAUAGCCGAUUAUUUGACAGUUGUAGCAUUCCCGCUUUUCUGGGUAUAUGUUUACUACAGCUACCGUCUGACCUGGACGUCAGGCUAUCUCGUUCACGAGUGGGAUAUUCGCUUGAAAGAUAUAGCGGCAUUCUCAUAUGUUUGUUGGAUUGCCACCCUCUUAUACCUAUGGAUCCUAGCCUUGGUUAAGUCCGCGAUACUAAUGGAAUGGAUGCACAUCUUCGUCCCUGACGGUAGACAUAACUACUUCGCCUGGGCAUGCUACGCAACCUCCGCUGCCAUUUGUUGCCUCUGUAUUAUCCUCUUUAUCAUGGAUCUCGUCAAUUGCACUCCCAUCGCUAGGAAUUGGGACCCGCUGAUUCCUGGAGGGGUUUGCCGCUUCGAUGUCCCGAAAUUCGGAUUAGCAUCGGCCACCACUAAUUUUACGUUGGACUUCAUCCCUCUCCUGCUUUCACAGAAGGUAAUUUGGGGCCUACGUCUGUCACGAAAGAAGAAACUGGGAAUUAGCUUUAUAUUCCUCAUUGGUAUAACUGGCUGCGUGUCGAGUCUCGUACGACUAUACUUUGCGACACGUUUCUAUAUAUCAAGCGACACUAGCUACUACUUUUCAAUUCUGGCGCUGUGUUCUAUGUGCGAAACAACCUGUGCAAAUUUGAUUUUAUGCGCACCUUACGUACCAAAGGCCAUAAUGGGACUCAAAGAAACACAAGCACUGAGAAAGCUCAGACAAUAUAUGACUUUGAGGAAUGAUAUCACCUACAUCAAUGAUUCGGAAGUCUAUUUCGAAGCUCAUGAACUAGCUCGCGCUGCCAAGCCAAAGCGGAGAGAGCAUUGGUUCAGUACCACGACUACUACUACUGGGAAUAACACCACGUAUUCGGAAGAUUCCGUAAUGGGCCUCCGCCCAGAACUUACCUAGGUAGGAAAGAACACAAUUUCGUCAAUGGAGGGCGAUGGGGGGUGUGGGGUGUGCUUUGUAUACCUUAGGUUUAGGAAGUACCUAGGUAGUCAGGCAGGCAAAGAGGUUAUUUUUCUGUGUAACUAGUAUUCAAUGUUCAGGAAGGCAGGUUAGAUGAUCCCGGUCGAAUUCGUGUAACCACCCCAGGAAGGGCGUGUAGGUACCCAAAUUAAAUCUAAAUCAGGUGUUUGCGUUUGUGUAACACAUCUUAGUGAUUAAUGAAUACAUGCAAAUACUUGAUAACGCCCUUUUGCUUCC
This is a messenger RNA of Hypoxylon trugodes, 1810 nucleotides long. RefSeq lists its product as uncharacterized. The transcript has 5 exons. NCBI's taxonomy places the organism in Eukaryota, Fungi, Ascomycota, Sordariomycetes, Xylariales, Hypoxylaceae. The coding region runs from base 386 to 1513 and encodes 375 amino acids. The record is from RefSeq and is a predicted model, not a curated record.